AAUACAAUAUAAAUUAAGCUCUCUCCCCUUUCUCUGCUCGCAACUUACUCAGAUCAGACGUAGCUCUGUGUUGAUUUUCUUCUGGUUGUUUAUCAAUUUCCAAGCCAAUUAGCCAAGCCCUUCAAUGGGGUUUCCUUUUCUACCCAUCAUUGCUUUCCUUGUGCAUGCUACAGUUGCAGUAAGCCAUGCAGACCUGCUACCUUCAGAGGUUUACUGGAAAUCAGUGUCCAAUGCUCCCAUGCCGAAAUCAAUCCGGGAUCUUUUACGGCCUGAUGGAAAUUUGAAGCCAACCAGCAGAUCUAAUGUAAAUGCUGUACUGCAGCCAGAUGACAACGUUGCAUAUGGGUUCAAUGUAAACUAUGGAAACUCUCAUGGGUUCAACUUAAACUACAGAGAUCUUCAUGGAUCAGGUGUUGGAAUGGAGACUGUGUUUCACCCAGAUGACAAUGUUGCAUAUGGGUUCAAUGUAAACUAUGGAAACUCUCAUGGAUCCAACGUGAACUAUGCAAAGUCUCUGGCCUCCAAGGACAAGUUCCAUCUUGAUCCCAACGUUGCUUAUUACUUCUUGGACGAAAGCUUGCGCCAAGGCACAAAGAUGAAUCUGGAUAUCACUGGAACCAGAAACAGAGCAACCUUCUUACCACGCCAGGUUGCAGACUCCAUACCCUUCUCAUCAAACAAGUUACCUGAAAUUUUACGUCGAUUCAGAGUCAAGCAGCACUCGGUAGCAGCAGAGGCGAUGGAGGAGACGAUCAAGGUAUGCGAGGCGCCUGCGCAAGAUGGAGAGAACAAGCAUUGUGCAACAUCCUUAGAAUCAAUGAUCGACUUCAGCACUUCAAAGCUGGGGAAAAGGAUUUGGGCCAAGUCUGCAGAGGUUGAUAAUGGUGGGAAGAAGAUCCUGAAACAGCAGUACAUGAUUGGCUCAGGCCUACAGAAAAUGGUCGACAAUCCAGUGGUGUGCCAUAGUCUGAACUACCCAUACUCUGUGUACUACUGCCAUUUGAUACAGAGAACGAGGUCAUACUUGGUUCCAUUGGUUGGUGCCAAUGGGGUGAAAGCCAAGGCAAUUGCUGUGUGUCACACAGAUACGUCUAAAUGGAAUCCUCAGCACUUGGCCUUCCGAUUACUCAAGGUUAAGCCCGGGACUGUGCCUAUCUGCCACCUCCUUCGGGAGGAUACUAUUGCUUGGUUUCCAAGCCAGAAGCUGAAAUAGAGCUUUCAACUUUUGUAGUAUGUCUAAGCUCGCAGCCUUUAGUUUGGCUAUUGCACUACUUUAUAUAUAAAAGAGUGUGCCCGUUCUCCACACCACAUUAGCUUAUUUCCCUUAUCAGACAUAUCCAUUGCUAGCUGCUUUGCUUUAAGUAGUUUUCAGAUUUUUACAUGUAAAAUAUAUUUAAAGAUACGAGCAUAUAAAUCUAAACAAAAAUAUGCCCAUUAUUUACUAUUUAAA
Molecule: messenger RNA, 1450 nt
Organism: Nelumbo nucifera (sacred lotus)
Lineage: Eukaryota; Viridiplantae; Streptophyta; Magnoliopsida; Proteales; Nelumbonaceae
Product: BURP domain-containing protein 6-like
Source: RefSeq, a predicted model, not a curated record